CAGACGCACUCAACAUGGCGACAGCGCUGUUCCACCAGGGCGCUUGAGCAGCGCGCAGGCGUCAUAUUCCACUCCAGUCAUGGCGGCCCCGGGACCGGCGGUAGGCAGCGGGGCUGUGGAGACGUGCGGUCUGGACCAGAUUCUGGAAGCGUUGAAAUUGCUGUUGAGCCCGGGAGGAUCAGGCUCAAGUUCCUUACAGAUUACAAAACAUGAUAUCUUAUUGGCUACUUUAAAAUCUAAUCUGUCUGCCUUGGAGGAUAAACUUCUGAAGGAUCCUCAGUGGAAGAAAUUGAAACUACUAAGAGAUGAAAUUGUUAAUAAGGCAGAAUGGCCACAAAACUCUGUGGACAUCACUUGGAGUUUUACCUCUCAAGCCUUGUUGUUGCUGUUGUGCUUGAAGGAAACCAUGACCCACCUCGCAGCUGCCUUCAAUCCAGGUAAACCCAACCCUAAGACUCCAGAAGUCGCUCCUACCCUAAGCCCGGAUACACUUAGUAUCUCACAACAGAAGAUGGUCCAGUCCGUUUUACAAUUUGUAGUCAUUUUGGGUGUCUGUCCCUAUCUGAUGCCUGGUGUUGGAGUUCCUUUGAGAUAUAGGACUGAGUUUGGUGCCGUUGUUCAAGACGUCGUGCGUUUGGAUGUUGCUCCCCAUGCAACCCGGAGACUGUAUACCAGCUGCAAGGCCCUCCUCAGUGUUGGGCAGCACACAUCUCUCGGGAGCUUGAUUUUCUGCCACCACUUUGGGGAUAUCGCAGCAGGUCUGUGCCAGCUGGGAUUCUGCCCAACCAAAAAACCACUAACACCCAUGGAAGAGGUUUUAACUGAAGAGGAAAGGACUGUAUCCAGGGGGGCCUUGAGAGACCUCUUGGAUCAAGUGUAUCAACCAUUGGCUGUCCGUGAAUUACUUAUCCUCCAGGGAGGACCUCCCCAGUCCUGCACAGAUGUGAAGACACAGCUUAGAUGUCGGGCCCCAGCUUGGCUUCGGCGUCUGUGUGGGCAGCUGCUCUCAGAAAGGUUAAUGAGACCCAGUGGUGUUCAGGCAGUAGUCCGGGGCAUUUUGGAAGGAGCAGGCGCCGGAGCAGCUGGCGGAAGUGAUGCUGAGGCAACAGCUGCUGACUGGAAGAAGUGUGACUUGAUUGCAAAGAUUCUGGCUGCAUGUCCCCAGCAGUCUCUUUCACCAGAGAGUUACUACAGGAAUAUCUGUCCCCAGAUUUUGGAUUUAUUUCAUUUUCAAGAUAAAUUGACAGUACAGCAAUUUCAAAGAGUCGCUACCACUACCUUUAUAACUAUGUCGAGAGAACAGCCACAACUGGCAACAAAGUAUUUGCUUCAGCCAAUGUUAGCUCCUCUUCAUCGAUGUUUGAAUACAGCAGGUAAAGGAGAAUGUCUGGAGGUUAGGUGUCUCUCUAAAAGGCCUUCUUCAGGCUGGGGAUGUGGCUCAAGCCGUAGCGCGCUCGCCUGGCAUGAGUGGGGCACUGGGUUUGAUCCUCAGCACCUCAUAAAUGUAAAAGUAUAUGUGGUCGGGAAUGAGCCUCUAACAGUGUUGCUGGAUUCCCUGCUUCCAGUCCUGGGAGUGCUCUUUUCUCUCUACUGUUUUACCAAGCAGAGUGUGUCUCAUAUAAGGUCAUUUUGCCAAGAGAUCUUAUUAUGGAUCCUGGAAAAACUGGAAAGGAGGAAGGCAAUUUCCAGCCUGAAAGGCUUUGCAGGAUUGGACAAAGCUAUACCCUCUCUCCAUUCUCUCUGUCAGUUUAGAGCUGCCACCCAAGGUGGCAUUAUGAUUACAGUUAAAAAGGCCAUUAGUGAUGAAGAUGAAGAUGAAACCCUGUACCAAAAACUGUCCUCAGAGCAGAGCCAGGUGGAGCAUCUUGGGGACUUGCUGUCUCAUUGCCAGGCGUGUGGUUUGGCAGGCGACUUCUUCAUCUUCUGUUUGAAGGAGUUGACUCAUCUGGCUAUGGAAAGUGAAGCAGAGUUAAAACCUAAGCCCUUCUCCAGCAAAAGCCUCUUGGAAUUAGAGCAACAUCAUGCAACGCUUGUGGAAAGCCAGGAACGGAAGCUGCUAGUGCUGCAGCUGCUGGCUGUUCUGUGUGAGAGAAUAUCUGAGCAGAUAUUCACAAACAUCACUCAGGUAGUAGACUUUGUAGCGGCGACACUGCAGAGAGCAUGUGUAAACCUGGCUCAUGAGGCAGAGAGCACUGUGGAAUCGCAGACACUGAGCAUGUCCAUGGGGCUGGUGGCGGUCAUGCUAGGAGGAGCUGUUCAGUUGAAGUCAAGUGAUUUUGUGGUCCUGAAGCAAUUGCUGCCUCUGUUGGAGAAGGUCUCGAACACGUACCCUGACCCUGUCAUCCAAGAACUUGCUGCUGACCUCCGUAUCACUAUCUCUACCCAUGGAGCCUUUUCCACUGAGACUGUCACCGUGGCUGCCCAGAGCACCCUGAACAAAAAAGAUACAGAAGGGAAAAUAGGAGAGCAACAAAUUAGUUGUAAUAGAUACACAGAGGUAGCUCAGAGCCACCUUGAACAACAGCUAAGCUGUGAGCAAUCCUCCCAAACAGGCCAGGAGUCUAAUGCUGCAUUUAUUCCUAUGGGGAUCAGUGAGCCCAGUACUACUGCAAACCAGCAAUUUGGAAGUAUAACUACAGAACAGUUCCAAGAAAUUCUUUUAUCAGCAUAUGAUCCCCAGAUUCCAGCACGAGCUGCUGCCUUGCGCACUCUUUCUUGCUGGAUAGAGCAAAGAGAAGCAAAAGUCCUUGAGAGCCAAGAGCAGCUUCUCAAGAUAUUUUUGGAGAACUUGGAACAUGAAGAUUCUUUUGUAUAUCUGUCUGCAAUUCAGGGAGUUGCCCUGCUCUCAGAUGUGUACCCUGAGAAAAUUUUGGUGGAUCUCCUGGCUCAGUAUGACAGCAGCAAAGAGAAAUACACACCAGAAACCAGAAUGAAAGUUGGGGAAGUCCUGAUGCGAAUUGUCAGGGCAUUAGGGGACAUGGUUUCAAAGUACAGAGAACCUUUGAUCCACACCUUCCUGAGAGGAGUGAAAGAUCCAGAUGGUAUGCACAGGGCCAGCAGCUUAGCCAACCUGGGAGAACUGUGCCAACAUCUGGACUUCCUGCUGGGUCCUGUGAUCCAUGAGGUGACAACUUGCCUGAUUGCUGUGGCUAAAACUGACCAUGAAGUUCAAGUGCGCAGAGCUGCCAUCCACGUGAUCGUGCUGCUGCUUCGGGGACUCAGUCAGAAAGCUACUGAGGUGCUGAGAGACGUCCUCAAGGAUCUCUACCACCUGUUGAAGCACGUGGUGCGUUUGGAGUCUGAUGAUGUGGCCAAGCUCCAUGCCCAGCUGGCCCUGGAGGAACUGGAUGAGAUCAUGAGAAACUUCUUGUUCCCACCACAGAAGCUGGAGAAAAAGAUCAUGGUCUUGCCAUAGACCUGACUCAAGGCCAGGAAGGAGCAAGGAGCUAGUAGCCAGAGCAAUGCCUAAGUUUUCCAGCAGGUGGCCUCACUGCCUCUUUGACACUAGCAAUAUGGCUGACCUUGAGAUGACACUGAUUACUUGGGUCUUCAGGCUAACUGUCCUAAAGCAUCUAGUUAGUCAUCUUGCACCCAGCCUGAAACAUGUGCCAUUAAAAGAAAAAAUAUUACAAAUCUCA
This is a messenger RNA of Ictidomys tridecemlineatus (thirteen-lined ground squirrel), 3638 nucleotides long. Lineage: Eukaryota; Metazoa; Chordata; Mammalia; Rodentia; Sciuridae. The record is from RefSeq and is a predicted model, not a curated record.